Molecule: messenger RNA, 2263 nt
Organism: Spodoptera litura
Lineage: Eukaryota; Metazoa; Arthropoda; Insecta; Lepidoptera; Noctuidae
Gene: itg
Product: ITG-containing peptide
Source: RefSeq, a predicted model, not a curated record
AUCGCCAGUUCUACAAGGGACGCCGACGAGACCAGUCAUGCAUCGCACCACGGUAGCCAUUAGCGCGGUGCUGGUGCUGAGCUUGGCCGGCGCUGCCCACGCGUGGGGCGGCCUCUUCAACCGGUUCAGCUCCGAUAUGCUGGCCAACUUGGGCUACGGGCGCUCACCCUACCGCCAUUAUCCUUAUGGGCAGGAGCCCGAAGAAGUAUACGCGGAGGCGUUGGAGGGCAAUCGCAUCGAUGACGUCAUUGAUGAGCCGGCGCACUGCUACAGCGCUCCAUGUUCUACCAACGGCGACUGUUGCCGAGGUCUGCUGUGUUUAGAUACAGAGGACGGAGGGCGCUGUCUGCCAGCGUUUGCAGGAAGGAAACUUGGCGAAAUCUGCAACAGAGAGAACCAAUGUGAUGCUGGACUGGUCUGCGAGGAAGUUGUACCUGGCGAGAUGCACGUCUGCCGACCCCCAUCAGCUGGCCGCAAGCAAUACAAUGAGGACUGCAACUCUUCAAGCGAAUGUGACGUCACUCGAGGACUGUGCUGCAUCAUGCAACGACGACACCGACAGAAGCCUAGGAAGAGCUGCGGAUAUUUCAAGGAGCCCCUGGUCUGCAUCGGUCCAGUGGCCACUGAUCAGAUUCGAGAGUUCGUCCAGCACACCGCCGGCGAAAAACGCAUCGGCGUAUACCGACUUCAUUAAUUUACCACACAUUACGCCGUUGCGUAAAAUUGUGAAUUGUCAGCGGUAAAAUUUUGAAUUAUUUAUUUAUUAGAAUAAUGAAUAUUGGCUGGAGUUUCUUGAUCAUUUUUAUUUAUUUUUAAUAUAUUUAAUGGUUGUUAAGUUGUUUUAUGUUUAAUGAAUUGUUGAUGAUUAUUUUACAAUUUUACGCAGCGGUAAAAUAAAAUGAAUCGUUUUUACUAAUAAAAAUUAAUGCAAAGCAAACGCCUGUAUGAUUUGCAAGAAAAAUAAAUUACACAGUUAUUACGUUUCAAUCUUUAUUAGUAAAAAGGAUUUUUAAUCUUCGAGUUUCUCCAUCGCUACGAACUGUUACUCGUCUAUUAAGUAAAACUUAUAACAACAGAUUUUGUAAUUACGCUCAGAAAAAUAAUAAUGAAAUAAAACUUUUAUCUUUUAUUGCAAUAUUUAUCUUUUAUUUCAUUUUUUCAUUCCAGUAAAAAGAUAAAUGAAUAACUUAUCUAUUUUAAUGUUACCUUUCUGCGCGUAAUUACGAAAUAAAAGGAAAAGGAAAUGGAGAAAGACAAAAAACAUGAAAUUUCGCUUCGAAAAACGGUCAACCGAUACGCUACGUUUUAUUUGUAAAAAAGAUGCUUUGAAAAAAAGAUAAAAAAGAAAGAUAGGCAAAGCUAAAACAUAUCAUUUUUAGUUUUUAAUUUUAUUACGUAGAAUUUAGUGGUACGAGAAAAAUAUUAAUGUUUCUAUAUUAAAAUACUUAUGAAUGUCAUUUAAAAUUAGUAUUUACGGUGACUAGAGGUUGCGUCUCAUAAUUAUUAAAAAAAAUACAAUUUUAACGUGUUUAAUCUCUUAAUAUUACGAAUAGAUUUAAAAAAUAUAAUUAAUUAAGUCUUCAAUGAAACAAAUACAUAUCUUACUGGCUGAGGCAUUUAGUAAAUAUUGAUGUUAAAAUUAAUAAAAAAUACUCUAUUAUUACAUAAUAAUACAUAUCAUAAUCGUACGGAUAGAUAUAAUCUAGGUAAAGUAAGAUAUAUUGUUUAAUUUUUUCGCUUAUAUUCUAGUCAAACUAUCAAACUAUGCUAGGUGCCUAGGAAAUACAUAUCAAUUAUCGAAUAUGAACAUUUUUGUUUCUAUUUAUAGUUAAAAAGAAUAAUAAAUCUAAUUGUUAUCACAUUUUUAUCGUAUACUCACUUGAUGUUUUCGAUCCAUUCGUUGGUUGAUGUUUUUUCUUAAAAAUACUUUAAAAAAAGAUAAAUCACAAUUUAUCUUUUUACUAAAAAAAAAUUGAAUUAAAAAAAAGUAAAUAAAUAGCCUAAAUACUGUGAUGUGUCGCCCCUAUUUUACGAAAAUUUAUUGACGAAAGACAAAAAAAAAGAUUUAUGAAUAAUAUAUUUUAUUGUCGAGAUUUGAUCUUUUUCUCUGAAUAAUAAAUUUAUGAAUGUUAAAGAUAUUGAAUAUCUUCUUUAUAGUUUUCUGUUAGGGCCUAACAAUGCUAUGUACUACCGUUGUUCUAUCAUAAGACUACAUUAUAUGUACCUUGUGAAUUAAAUUAAAUAUGUGUUAAAUUAUAAAUUA